CCCCACGUUCAGCCUUUGAAAGUCUAUUGUUCAGUUGGCAAGUACCUGUGGACUCGAACUGACUAGCAGCGUCAGGCACAAAUACUUCACUGCGACUGCAUUCUUUUAGGUGUCCCACUACGCACAAUAGCGCACAAAAUUUUAGGCAAACCCAGAAAUAUCUCUCCCGCCGAUUUUUAUGCCCAAUCUUUAUUUACUCCCUUAAACUUUCUUCCCUUUAUUUCUCCCAUCAUCCCCUUUCGCUCAUCUCGACGAUUCCUUCGACAUCGCUUCCUCGCAAUCGGCGACAGAAAUCGAUCGAUUUAUCUUCUUUGUGCCAUUAAAGCAAAACUUGUAACCAUCGUUUAACGUCAAUCAAUUCACGAUGCCUGCCCGGAAACAGUGGGACGACGAAGAGGAGGAGUCCGGCAGCACCCCUCCAUCUUCCCCACCACUUGGCACUACCCGCCGCGGCAAGUUCGACGAUGAAGAGGCUGAAGACAGUGACGUCCUUGAAUCCUGGGAUGCCGCCGAAGAUUCCGAAGCAGAACGCGAGAAGGCUAAGAAGGCAGCCGAGGCUAAGGCCAAGGCUGAUGCCGAAGCCGCUGCUAACAAGAAGUCCAAGGCUCAACGUAUUGCCGAACACAAGGCCGAGCGAGCCCGCCGCCUAGCUGAGUCUGAUGAGGAUUCCGAGGAUGAGACCGAGUCUCAGCGCCGCGAGCGAACACGUCGCACAGAGAAAGAAUCCGACCUGAAGCACGCCGAAGAUCUUUUCGGUGAAGCCGGAAUCAGUCUUAGCACCGGACGCAAGGCUACCACCGUUGGUUCUGCCGUCCCCAUCGACCCUCAAGACCCUACCAAGACCGUUGAUUUGAGUUCCCUGCCUCUUUUCAACCCACAAACAAAGACCCAGUUCGAGAACCUACGCAACACCAUUGUCCCCAUCAUUGGUAACAACAGCAAGAAGGCGCACUACUCCUUGUUCCUCCAGGAGUUUGCUAAGCAGCUUGCCAAGGACUUGCCUAGCGAUCAGAUCAAGAAGGUUGCCAGCACCCUCACUGCUCUUAGCAACGAGAAGAUGAAGGAAGAGAAGGCAUCCGAGAAAGGUGGCAAGAAGACUAAGGCUCAGAAGACGAAGACCACGCUGGUAACAAACCGUGCUAACACUACGGAUGUUGGCGCCUAUGAGGAUUCGUUCAAUGAUGAUGACUUUAUGUGAAAAGCGCAAAGGGAAUUAAAUUCUCUUUGUGGCCCCCGCCACGAUACCUCCGCAUCGAAUAUCCCCGCCCAGAAGGGCAACUUCCAUGGUGGAUUGCCUGGAAGUUAUAUCCCAACUCGCACAGUUCGACAUUAUGCGCUUCGACCUCGAUCCACGGGUACCGAUGCCUCCAUCCCUUACGAUAUACCCCCACCACACCCCUUAAUCUUCCACAUGAGCUAGUGCUGAAGCCUAAUACUAAAUUGACGAUGAUGACGGAAUGACCUAGCUAAAGGAAGCAGACGACGAACAGGCGACAAUGGAACUAGUGUUGCAUUAGAAUCAUUCAGGCUACAUAGGCCCCUACAAGACUUGAGGGGAGAUUUUGCCUGCUUUUGCAUCGCGCUAAUAUUGAGUUGGGUCGAGCCGAGCCGUGCUACACCACUAUGCUAGAUGCUAUAGUGACGACGCCGCUGAUUCUGGUUGGUUGAUUGGCUGGCUAGAAGUAGAGCCUUGAGAAUGUAGAAAGAAUGAGGCUUGCCUAAUAAAUAGAAUGCGAAAAUUUGGCAUUUACCAUGCCUUCUCUUUUUAUUUAAACGUGAAUCGCUACAGGAACUAUGAUUCCCGCUCAAUUUUCAGCGACAUGCAAUUUGGAC
Molecule: messenger RNA, 1833 nt
Organism: Hypoxylon trugodes
Lineage: Eukaryota; Fungi; Ascomycota; Sordariomycetes; Xylariales; Hypoxylaceae
Product: translation initiation factor eIF3 subunit
Exons: 4
Coding region: 365-1198 (277 amino acids)
Cellular component (GO): cytoplasm; eukaryotic translation initiation factor 3 complex
Molecular function (GO): translation initiation factor activity
Source: RefSeq, a predicted model, not a curated record